UGAUUGAGUCACAAAGUUGAAUUGAAUUCGGGAUUAAAUUGUCGUAAAACGUACAAUAGUACAGGCUUGGUAGGUUACCAACAUUAUGUUAACAAUUGACAAUCAAAACAUAACCAAGAAACAAGUAUUAUAUAAAAUUGACAAAUUCUAAUAACUUCAAAAUUGACUGGCCGAUUUAACAAUGUCGUUUCCGAAACUUCUCUUUCUUCGCUCGUUCUUGAAUUCUGAAAGACAAUUAUUGCAUUUCCGUAGACACUGCUCACAUAAUAUCAUGAACCUUUCGGACCCUGCUAUUCAAACAUAUCUUAAGCAUUUGAUGGUAGAGCAUGAAAACUUGCUAAGUAAAAUGAAAAAAUCCUCCGAAGAAGCUAGACGCUUACAGGAAAUAAAACCAAUCGUAAAUGUCCUAGAACAAAGGAUAGCUUUAUAUGAUAGUAUUGAGUCACUUAAAGAAUUAAAUAAAAAAGAAGGUGACGAUAGUGAGAUAAAAAAGAUGAUAAAGGAAGAAGCGGCGAUAUAUCUGAAACGUCUAAAGGAAAUAGAUGACGAUUUACAGUUAAUUCUUCUCGAACCACCAUUAACUGAAGGUGGUGUACUCUUAGAACUAACUGCAGGAGCUGGAGGGCAAGAAGCGAUGUUAUUUGCAAAAGAACUCUUCAACAUGUACCAAUCUUAUGCUAUCAACAAAGGUUGGGAAGUUGAUAUAGCAUCAUUUGACUUAACCGAAAUAGGUGGAGUUCGUAAAGGAUCAAUGUUGAUACAAGGUUUUGGUGUACCUGAACUGAUGAGGAUGGAGGCUGGAGUGCAUCGUGUUCAAAGAAUUCCUGCUACAGAGAAAGGUGGACGUAUACAUACUAGUACAGUCACUGUCGCUAUUUUACCACAGCCCUCUGAAAUAGAACUGAACAUCCCUGAACGUGAUGUAGUAAUAGAGACAAAAAGAGCUAGUGGGGCUGGAGGUCAGCAUGUAAACACAACCGAUAGUGCUGUAAGGCUAAUACAUACACCGACGGGAACAACAGUUGAGUGCCAAGAAGGAAGAUCACAGAUAAAGAACAAACAAAUUGCUAUGCAGAAACUGAGAACUCUUUUAUUGGAGAAGCAGAUACAAGAACAAGCUUUAAAACUGCAAAGUGAGAGGAAGUCGCAGGUUGGGUCUGGCAACAGAAAUGAAAAAAUAAGAACAUACAACUUCCCUCAAGAUAGAGUGACAGAACAUCGAGAUGGUGGUGGGACAUUCCAUAAUCUCAAAGGUUUUAUGGAAGGUGGAGAGCAACUAGAACAGUUACAGGAGUCACUCCUUAAGAAAGAAAGACACAAGCUUUUACUGGAAGAAAUUGAAAACAUUCUGAAUAAAGACAGAGGAAAAACCAUUGAAAGUUCCACCAGUCAUUAAUUUCAAGGUAAGGUUCAGUUGCUAUGGCCCUUGGUAGGUUAAAUAAGAUUAAAAUCUAUAUAAUUUAUUUAAAAUCUAUAUAAUAUAUUUAUAAUAAAUUUUAAAAGAGCAUAAUAAUUAUGUAAAUAAAUUUUAUUUUAACUCCAUCCAAUAAACUUAAAAGGACGGAGUUUACAAAAAAGUAACAGUUCACAGUUUCUUAGUUCAUUGAUUGUUUUAAAAAGCCAUUGUUUUACAAAAGCUACACAUUAUUUUAUACUUCCUUAUUUUAGAUUAACAAUUAUAAUGAAAAUUAAACGGAGAAUACUUGUAUGUUUGAUAUGAUGAUUUUAUUGUUUUCUUUAUUUAAGUUUUCUAAUCGUGGCACCACGGGAGCAUAACACUACGAUUGAACUUAAAACGUUAAAAACAAUUAUUGAUAUGUUACUAUGACAUGUACAUAUAUUAUACAUAAUAAUUAUUAUUAGGGCUUAAAAAAUAUGUUUUUUUUUUUGAUAAA
This is a messenger RNA of Bombyx mandarina (wild silkworm), 1895 nucleotides long. It is a transcript of the gene mRF1, whose product is annotated as mitochondrial translation release factor 1. Lineage: Eukaryota; Metazoa; Arthropoda; Insecta; Lepidoptera; Bombycidae. Gene Ontology annotation, biological process: translational termination. Gene Ontology annotation, molecular function: translation release factor activity. The record is from RefSeq and is a predicted model, not a curated record.